This is a messenger RNA of Pocillopora meandrina, 10062 nucleotides long. NCBI's taxonomy places the organism in Eukaryota, Metazoa, Cnidaria, Anthozoa, Scleractinia, Pocilloporidae. The record is from the annotation of a GenBank genome assembly.
UCCAUUCCUAUGACAACGAAUCACACCGUCGACAAACGGGGGCUUUCGAACACAUAAGCAAAGGCUCCAACCUCAGUUUCAUCUCAAUAUAUUUGUAAGUUGUCCGAGAAACAAUUUGGUAAGUUACAAACGCAUGCGAUCUCCCUUUUUUAAGUGUAAAUUAUUUUUGGAGAUUGUGUUUUCUGUUAGAUUCAGUUAAAAUGAUUUUGUCUUUGUCUCUUUCGACAUUGGGCUUUUAGUUGCCGAUAAACUCAUGAUCAAGCUUUGUUGACAAUUUUAUUCAUCAAGCUAUCAAAAGUUGUUUUCAAUCAAUAUCAGAAAAAACUAGUCAUGUAAGUUAUGACAUAAACCAGCACGAUCAUAUGAUCGGUUGACUCUCUCACCUAAAUGCAUGUGUUAAUGUGAGUGUAUACUUUUUCCAGAAUCAACAUGCAAAGAGUCCAUAGUAGAAGAUCUGAAGGAAGCGAGGCAGAGGUUGAUGGAUUAGGUAAUUUUGCCUCUUGCAGUGUGUUGAAAAAACGUGAAAAUUCAUUUCAACCAGCCAUAUCAAAGUGUGAAGCCUCAAAGUGUCAUCAUUUUUUAAUUUGUUCACAUUGAUUCAGUCAGAUUAUCCAAUCAGAUGCCAGUGAUAUCUACAAGAAACUCUUAUUUAAACAAAAAUAAAACAAAAAAAAAAACGAGUCAACUGUAUAAUAAUAAUUUCAAAUAAGACUUGGUGUUUUUCCUUUGAUUUGUGUGAAAGAAAGGACGUUUAGGGUUUACAGGGCUUAUUACACUAGAUUUUUUAAACUGUCAAAUCACAAGCUAGAUUGGUUUAAAAAUUUUUUUGCAUGAACCAUCCUAUUAUCUUGUUAUUCAAAUCUCAAAAUUUGAGAGAUAAUACUUCUGAUUUGAUACAUGCUUAGGGUGUUACUUGAUGCUUUCUUUUUAUCUCUUGGGAUACAGCUGAACAAGAGCUUGCUAAACUUCAGCGUCAAUAUCGAAUAAUCGAAGGAGACAGAAGGGCUUAUAGUGAAGAGACACAGAAUCAAAUACGAAAACAGACGUAAGUUUGUUCUUUAGAAUGUUGUAUUUGUAUUAUGUGAUUUCCUGUGAUUGAGGUCAAAAAAUCUGCAUAGUGAUACUGAAAUUUUUGUUUAUCCUGAAAAUUAGCAUGACAUCAGUUAUGAACAUAGUUAACAGAUUUUAUUUGGUAAAAUACGCUUUGCACAUCACUACUGAGAAGUACAGUGUAUAGUUAUGGUGUAUGUUGAUCAUUAGCCUUAGUACAAAUUAUUUUAAUGUAUUACUAUCCAAGGGGUAUAACUUUUGGGGCCAGAAAAGUACAGGAGCAAGCUCAAGUUGAGAAUUGGAUAUUAUAACAACGUCAGUAGUAAAGUGUAACAGACCAUAGGACAAAUAUCAUCAGUACAGUUAUGUAAAUGUAAAAUGCUCUAUAUUUUAUGAUGAGAUAAUUAAAUGGAGCUAAAUAAUGGAACCAGUAAAACACUAAAUCUGAAAAAAAAUGCAGUUGUAAAUAUGAGCCUGGAUCACCUUUAGAUGCUCUUGAUUUUGUAAGUAUUCAUAUGGAACAUAUUGCUAUGUGGGGGAUUUAAUUGUACAUAACUUACAUAUUGUGUAAGUCAAAUAACAAUUUUUUGUAGGUAAUAAUACAUUAUACUCUGUAUUCAUGCUCUGUCACAAUACAAGCAAAAUCACUAUCCACCAAGAAGAAAAUCUGUAUCCCACUUGUAACUCCUGCUUUGACUGAAUGUUUAAUGCUCUCAGGUUGCAGAAUGGGAUUUUGUGUUUUUGUCACAUUAGUUUCCUUUACAAUUGAUUUGAUGCUUGCUAAACCCCCUUAUUCAGAGGAUUUUCUAGAAACCUUUGUUGGGUUGGAUAUGGUAUUUCUAGAAGCAAACCUCUUCAAAUGUAUAAACAUUAACAAUAUAAGCUUUAAAACAAAGAGGUUAGAUUAAAUAUGACCAAUGCUUACAACUUUCUCGUCCUGUAAUAGGGAAGCCAUUCAGUCCCUUGAAAAAGAAAAUGAAGAGCUGAUGAAAGAUAAUACUUUAGCAGGAAGUUUGCAGAACCAGAGCCAGGUAAUUCAGCAGCCAUGUUUAAUUUUUCAUUUACUGCACCUAUAAUUUAGAAUAGGGAGUUAAGAGUUUCAGUACUUACCACUUUAAAACCUAAACAGAAUAACUCUUCAUCUGCCAUUUUCCUAGCUGUGUGAAAUUUUAUUAUGGAUGGAGUAAUAGUUUAGGUGAGAACCUCAAACUCAGUUUGGCAGAGGUAUUGUUUAUCCUCUUAUAAGAGACUCAAAUUACUUAUUUCAAUUGCUUUCUUUACACCUAGGAUAGAACAAAUACAGACAAACUAAACAGCCUUUUAAGCCAAGAAGGUAAUUAAAUUGCUGUUUAUUAUUAUGCAGUUUAUUGUGGUGUUUCAAAGGAGAAUUGUGCUCCAUAAGCCAGACAAUUUUUAUCUCUACCUUUCAUCCAUCUCUUGGUGAUCAGUUUGAACAAUUAAGAGCUACACAAAAACUCAAAUAUUUAGUUUUUUGUAACAACUGAUGAAAACAUCAGCUGUUAUAUUUGUCCCACAUUUUGGUUAAUUGUGACCCCUCAAAACAAUGUCAGGCAUAGGUGGCCUGGUUACUGAUUUGUUUUUGAAAUGUUGAUAAUUCCUAAGUUGAGUUAUAAAUGCAUUUUAAGGAGGCUCCACAGGGUUUUUUGACCACACGAGAUCUGAGUGCAAGCGUGAGCUUUAAAAGUGUCAACAUGCAAAACAAACAUGGCAACAAAGAAAAUAAGGAUCUUUUGAGUCAGAUUUAUCUUGUUUCUAUUGGUGGAAUUUCCUAAGAUUUGCUGGACCAUUAAACAUAUUUGUGCCCUCCCUAGUGCUUGUUGAUAAAAAAAUUCAUAAGACCAAAUUUGAGGUAGAGGAAGAAAACACAAAAUUGCAAAUAGCAAGGAAACUACCUUUGUAACCCUUAUUUUUUUUCCGCUUUUAAGUGAUAGGCAGAGCAAAUUUUCAUUAAUUGUGAAAAUUUUGAGAGAUUUAACCAAAGCAAAUUGAAGAAAAUCAAAGGUAAAUUAUCACUGGUGAGUGCUUCCCUUUGAGGAGCCUUAGCUUAAUAACAAAAAUCAUUUUGAUAAUAUAACAGUAAAUGAUAGUCCAAACCUUGCUGAUCGCCCUUUCGAUGGCUUCUAGUGACCUAAAAAAAGCAAAAACAUAAAUAUUAAAAAUAAAAAUUGGUGUGUGUGUGCCAACAUUGAACAAAAACCCCAUGGAGCCUCCCUAAGACACUUUUUUGAAAGUUUGUAUUCAUGAACUUUUUGCAAUAUCAAACAGAGGACUACUCUGACAAUCUGACAUCAGACUACUCGAUAUACUAUUAAUAAUGUUAAUAUAUACGUGAAAUAUUAAAAAAAGAUUGGUUUGAGAAGUAUUUCAAUAAAAGGAAUUUUGUUGUACAUUUUAGAUGAUAUCAAGUUGCAGCUUGAUGAGGUGAAUGAUGACAUAAAGAGACUUGAUGAUCAGGUAAGAAUUGUGUGCACAGGUUGCUAAGUAUAUAACCUAUAUAUGUCAUCUGUUAUGUGAAUUUUGAACAAUAUCUGUCUCCUUGUCAAUUUCAUAAGUCUGACCCUACGUUUUACUUCCUUGAGUGAUUAAACAUUGUGUUUCAACCUGUAGAUACGAGUGAUGGAAAAGAAGACUAAACAGCAAAGAAAAAAUAUGGGAGGGUAAGAUGUAUGAUUUUUGACAAUAAAGAUAACAUUUUUUUACAUUUUUAUGAGUAAACUAGUCCAUAGUUACUGAACAAUCCAAAAGUUGCAGACUGAUUUUUUAUCAUGGAGCUUAUAAAUGUGUUUCUGGAGGUUUUUUUGCUUUUCUAGCUAUUUUUCAGGUACCUCUUGUAUUACCUCUGGUAUCUUGGGCUCCCUUUCAUUACAAAGUGUUUCCUCCUCUCCUCUCCUCCAUCCCCCCUCAAGAUUAAAGGAAGGAAGUAAAGUAAGGUGCCCACUGUGUCCUCUUUGACCCAUUCCUAGAGUAGACCCCGAUUAUCACCUGAUAACAUUUGUUUUUACUUUACUACGUCUGUUUCAGAGGUCCCAAAAAAAGUUUAUUUGCAGAGGUUUUAUAACUUGUUUUUCUAGUGUAAACUCGCUGCCUUUUGCACUUCUUUGAUAUGCUAUACAUCCUAUACAUUCAUCGUCCAGUUCUUUUUCUUUCUCUAUAAAACGUUCAUUAAAUUAAUUUUUUUAUUAGUGUACAUAGCAGCCACCUACAGAAUAAGAGGACCCAAAAGUAUAUCAGAGUUCUUGAAAACAGAUUAGACAAGGUAAAGGUUACUCUCUUUGAAUUUCCUUUUUCGAGUGUCUCGGACAUGGAAGGAAUCGCGCGUUUCUUCAUUAAAAAUGAACAAUCCUUACAUACGAGAGAGAUUGCGAAUCUUUGCUGUGUUUGAGUGUGUCGAUUUCAACUCAUUUUGCUCACAUCCAUAGAGAGUUAUGUUGUACUUCUUCGCCUUUUCUACACAAAUUUUUCAAAUAUUGUAGAGGAAUAUCAAAGGCUGGACCACAGGUAAUUGGCGUUUUUCUAAAAGUUAUUUAAUUUUGAACUUGCGGCGCGCUGACGACCCAGAGGUCGGGGUGAUAUUCUUAGAACAAGUUCUUGACUUUUCUAAACAAUGGCACUGAGCUAUUUUAAUACACUGGCGCUCUGCUUUGACUCAUUUCAUAUCAAUGACCUUAUUGAGCCAAAAAGGUAUUUGGUUCAUUUGGUAAUGUAUGAUCUUGCAGUGCUGAUCAGUUACAGUCACUGCGGGGCACCAUAUUCAUGUAUAUGUUCAUGUAGAGACUGUUCUCUUUCUCUGCAGGCCAAAAUAGACUUUAACAGUUGCUUGUCAGAGAACGGUAAGCUCCGUGAAACAUUUGAUCACAUGCGAGUGGAAAAGAAGACUUUUGACACCAUUCGUCUGAAGCUAGAGAAGGAGUUAACGGAGAAUAAGCAGAAAAUUAUGGAUGGUAUUGAAACAUCCACAGCAGCCUAUGAGGCUCGGUUCGUACCAUGCUCUUCAGACUUUAUAGCAAACCGUAAAUUUAUUUUUGUGGAAUUAUUGAUAGUCCUAAUAAUUAAUUCUUUUCGGACUGAUUCUCAAUCUGAAAGAAAACUUUGCAAAGAUUUAUGGUCCCAUGUAUCCGUUUUCUUUCCAUUUUUUUAUGAUAAUUAGUCAUCUUUUUUUUCUUUUAUUUACAUUUUUUCAGGGCAAUUGAGAAUGCAGUUGUCAUAUUUUUACUUUGUUAAUUUUAUUUUUUGGUGGGUUCAUAGAAAUAGAGAGAGCACGUUUGUUUUCAGAAGUUUCUAAGGGAAGCCAACAGAUUCCUCGCGAUUUCAAACUUACAUAGUUGUGUAACUAUGUUUCAGCUCCACUUCAGGUUCCUCUUCCAUCGUGAUGGGAAAAAUUCUUAGAUUUUCAAGUAAUGAACCACAUCCCCCGGGGACUCUUCACCCUUUAAGUAAGUACACUGAACUAUGUUUAAUUCACACGCCUUGGUCGUAUCUUUGGUAGAGAUGAAGCGCAAGGGAAGAUGAUGGCGCUGAAAGAGAAAGCUGAUAAAGAUCUGGCACAAUACAACACGGAACUAAAGGAGCUUAUGCGUAUCAUUGAGCAUGAUCGCAAGCUGAAAGAUUUCAUGAGGAUUAAAAGCGAAGAGAGAGCUGAAAUGAUGGAAGGCGAAUUGUCAUCUCAGAGGAAGAAAAAAGAUGAAAAGGAAAAAGGCGACAAAGCUGAGGAAACCAUUGAGGUUUGUAGAAUGUCAUGCGUCUCCUAGAUUGACACAAGUCUCUUGUCACUGAUUUUUGUAGUGCUACAAUUCAAGGAGGAAUUUACCAAACAUACCUCUGAGUAACCUUUUUACAGCAGUAAUGUUAGCAGUGUUAGCAAGUCAAAUUCUGAGGACAGAUAGCCGGGGCGUAUAGGAAAAAAAUUGGCGCCACGAGAAUAAUUUUUGAUACCCAAGACAUAACAUAGCUGACAUAGCCAACAAGACUACUCAGUGUUAGCACUGGUGAAAUAUUUUCUAUUCUAUCCAAAGGCAUGCACAGUUGAGCCCAAGAUGUCAUGUAAGUUGAUUGGGUGCAGUGUCUGUUUGCAAUUGUCACUCUUUUUGCGCGUAAACAGUUUGUCGGGAUAUUAAAGAGAUAAGAAUAUAUUCUGGUUCUGUUGAAUGUUUUUUUUUAAUAGUUUCUGUGAUAUAACUGCUUCCUUCAUUUUAGUCAUACGAGUCAGCUUUCCACACCAUCAAAGAAGCCACUGGUAUUGAGGACAUUGAUCAGUUGGUCAAUAAAUUCAUAGAAGUCGAAGACAAAAAUUUUGCCCUCUUCAACUACGUCAACGAACUCAAUAAUGAAAUCGAGCAGCUGCAAGAACAAAUAAACGAGGUAAAGGAAAACGUUUACGUAUAUCGUAAGUGAUAUUAUCAGUUAUUUCUAUUCCUACCCCUUCUCCUCUUCCCCCCACCCCCCCCGUCAUGUAUAGUUCCAGUGGCAACGUUGGCAUUCGUUUUUCAUAAUAAAUCAUCUCGUGUAAAUCGAUAAAGCUGCAGCCCCUAAAAGAUGACUGCUCAUCGAACUUUAUAACCCUGUUAAUUUAUUAAGCUUCUUUCCUUUAUGGAUACAUUGCUUGAUACUGUUGAACACCGGUAACCUCAGGUCUCCAAUCAGAACCCAACUUUAUUAACUGUAACCGCAAAAAUACUCGUUUGGUGCAUGAACAAUUUUGUCACUGGCCAGCAUUAGUUUAAUAUCUUGUUUGAGAUAAGGAAGAGAAAUUCAUGUAUAUGCGCGCUUUUUGUUAUCAUCAGAAUCAAGCAGAAAUUGAGAAGUUCAAAAGUGAGGAAGUGGAGAUGGCUAGCCAAAGGAAAGCCCUUUUGAAGGGUUUAGAGGAUAACUUGUCAUCAUCCACGGAACAAGCUGAUCAAUAUGACACGCAGUUUAAGCAGAGCAAGAAAAUAAUUGAACAACUAAAAUCAGGUAAAUUUCCUAUAAACUAAGGCUCAGUUGAUCUACAACAAUUUUCUGCGGAGAAAAAAAGACCAACCUUUAAGUUCAUUUAACCUGAGUGACAGUCAGCAUUCGAAUGCUUUCAGUUGUUGAAAUUUACCUGUGAUAAAUAAGAUUAUCGCUUAUGAAGUCAGACAAGAGAAGAUGUUCCAAAGACAUAUCGGAAUUGACGACGAAAAGUUCUCGUUAGGACGUACUUUAUACUUUCUUUUAAGUGGACCCGUCUGUGAUGAUUGUUGAAACUAGCCACUAACUUUGAUUAGCCAAUAAUUGUGCUGUAUUCCUCUUAAUUUUCAGGGGUGGACUCUUUAUUUAACAAGAUCAACUGUGACCGAAGCGCCAUAACAGACAUGCUUGGAGGAACAUCUGGAGUUACUGAUGCCAAUAUGAUGCAGGUAGCGAAGGAAUUUGCAGUUUUUUCAUUUUUCAUCGGGCUGAUUUAUACAGAACUAGACAGGUUAAUAAGUUUGCACAAUUUGGGUGUGUACUGUACGUCACCAUAAUGUGUAGGAAAAUGGCCAAAACACAAGUGACAGUUGGUAGUCUUCCCAGUUCGUAGCCUUCGUUUCCAGAUUUUACCUUUUCGGGAUGUUGAAAAUAAAAAUGAAAGGGAAAAAACGUUGCGAAGAAAGUUGAAGUCCUUUUAAGUUUGAUUUACCUACAACAUCUAUUAAAUCUCAUAAAAUUUUGAGAACUCGCUGUUGUUUGGCAAUGUCAAACCUCUUUGUAUUUGUCCAGUAACACAAUAUAUAGUAAUAUGCCCAACUGGUUUACAUGCAUGUGUUACAUGGAAUAUGAAUACUAACUGAAUGUGUCUCUUUCUUUUUCUUCUCUUGUUUCACUGUUCACCUCAAAUCGUUCAGUAAAAGCUUGUCAGAGCGCCUAUCAACUAAAUCUGCCAGGAUGAUACCGCCGUACACAUGUAUUAACUUCCAUUGUUAUUUGAUUUUAGUUCCUUGGGUUAAUCGAACAAAGAACAAAUGAGCUUCUUCAAGUCCAUGGCUUUGUCUCUUCAAAGGUAAACAGUGUACUGCAAAUAAUGUUCACAUGGGGACUCAUAAUUUUUUCUUUGUUCCACGCUCGUGACACGACGAAAAAAAAAUUCUUUCUCAAUGUUCACAUUGUUAUGUACAUAUGUUCUGUUUUGCGAUGGUUGUAAUCGCGCAUGUUUCGUUACUUAUUUUCAAGGAAACUGAUGGUGAUAGUGAGCCCGCCGUGGCAGUAGGUCUUUUAGGUCAGGGGCCUCAGCCAGGAAUGACUUCAGUGGCGAUUGUUCCGCCUACAACUGGUGAUGAUUAUGACUCAGAUGCUUCGUCAGGUUCCGAGGAUGACCAACGACCUCUAACCCAACAAGAACUGAAAUACAAAAUUUUGAAAGGGGUAACUGCUUCUUUAGUUGAUUUUUACGAGUUUGGUCAUUAAUUUCUUAAAGGAAAUGCCGCUAGCUCUUUUCCUGCUGUCGUUUAUGGGACCUAGCAAGUGAUUAAGUAUUCUUCAUAAUGUUAGGUCUUCACAGGGAUCUUCUCGCUAUCAACUCCAUCAACUUAAAAGGUCCCCAUUUUUUUUAUGGAGGACACUUUCGUUCUGUUCAAUUUUGAAAGAAAUCAACGCGAUUUCUGAACGCAAGUGAUAAUAGGGAUAAGCGAUUUUUAUUGAAAAAUUACGUUAUCAAUGUUCUUAUUUCGUACAUCAGAUAACCAAGCGCGAGGCUCAUCCUAAAAAGUCGCAGCAUCCGGGAUCAGCUACUUCUGAAAAAUCUCCAUCCAAGAAAAAGAAAGGACAAAAGUGAUGUUUUACAGCUGCUUGUCAUCAUCUCACCCACACCUCCAUUGACAUGUUCAGAGUAUUAUCGCAGAACCCGUAUCCGUAAACGAUGUUCUUCAGAGAUAAUUUGCGAAAAAUGAGAUGGUGUGCAUCAGCACCAGACACUGUAUAUGCUACCCUCUUCCCCACUCCACCCCCAUUGCCUUUGUAGAUACUUGCCUGUCGUGCAUUGUUUGCCAAUAUUAAAGUAUGAGUUGUUUGUUGUGAUCAUAAUAAAAACGUUCCUUAGACAAGUCAUCAACGUGGGGGAGGUUGUCGUGAGAAAGGAUGCCGCCUUGAUUCGCCACUUUUGGACUCAAACUUUAAUCGACGAUAGGAAAAUUAUUACAGGCAGUACAAAUCUAGCUCUACUUUUGAAAUAGCUAGGUCACACAGUUGUGAUAGCAUCUCAAUGACAAUGAAAUUUGGCAGGUUUUUUUUUUUUAUCUGAGCUUAUAACUAAAAGAAAUAAACCGAAUAACCUAAGUACUACAGUAAGCUACAGUUAAGAGCUCUUUCUAUGAAAGGCCAGCUCACCUCCAAGUACUUUUUCCGCCCUUCGUAUCAAAUUGUCAGUACACUAUUCAUAGUGGGAAUCGAUAUACAUUCUAUAGAUGAAAAAACAAUGUGAUAUUUCAUACAUGGCAUGGUUCAUAGAGCUCUUUGAGAUGAGAAACACGUUACAAAGAUAAUUUACGAUUCAAAUCUUUUUUAUUCUUCACAUAAAUAUUGAUAAACAGUUUCAGAUGGAAUGUUAGCUACCUCGCAUUGGUCGACCUGGUUGAGUGAAGAACGAAGAUUUUGAGGUUUUAAAGAAAGGGUAUUACUCUUUUCUUUGAAAGGCUCUUUUUAUUCAUGUCAAUUUCUCGGUUAUUCACAUAAGCAAUUCUCAGAUCACUUAUUUCAUCACGAUCCUGAAACAUUUCGCCCUAAGAAGGGUAACGUGAAGAAUUCCUUGGUGAACUUGAACAUCGGAUCAUUUAAAUUAUCACUGCAAAUGCCAAUCCAGCUCGUAGGAUGGCACCGGUAACUUAGUUUGGAUAAUGUCGAUCUUAGCAAGUGUUAGCGACAUUCUUUGCAUCAACCAUCAUAAUUAUGUAGAUUUAUUCUGCAAUAUCCUGUCAAGUAGAUUUCCUAAGUAGUACAAAACUUCUAAAGAUUAUUAGCUGUGUUGUGAGGUGUUACAGUUACAAUAAAACUACUGGUUGG